Lactuca sativa (garden lettuce) is the source of this 936-nucleotide messenger RNA. RefSeq names its product chaperone protein dnaJ 8, chloroplastic. NCBI's taxonomy places the organism in Eukaryota, Viridiplantae, Streptophyta, Magnoliopsida, Asterales, Asteraceae. The record is from RefSeq and is a predicted model, not a curated record.
UAUGUCUCUAUAUACAUUGAAAAGAUGCUUUGUCUUCUCCAUUGAUGACCAUUUCUUCACUCAACAAUCGACUUCCUUCACACACGAUUACAAAAUUCAUAUGGCGACUUUUAACACGUGGCAAGUUUGAUCUCUAUUUCAUAGUUUCCCAUACACAUUUCACAUACGCGCGUACCAACUAUUAAUUAUAUAUAUAGAUCGAUCUACAGAGCUUGAUUUCGUAUCUAUUUCACAAAGGACUAAUUUGAUUUCCUUUGAAGUUAGCUUAGCUUUACAAUAGAUAUAAUAAAGUGCUAAUGGCGUCUGUGGCUGGAGUUAUCAACGGUUGCGUUUCAUCUUCCACUUCAUCUUCAUCGUCGUGGGGAAAACUGAAGAAAUCUCACGAGAAGAUGACGACGACGACGAGUGCUGGUAAGAGGUUUCGAGUUAGCUGUGCUUUUACGAAUUCUCUAGCUUCAGAUCCAUAUAAAAUAUUGAGGAUUCAUCCUGGUGCUUCUGAAUCUGAGAUCAAAAAAGCUUUCAGACAGCUUGCUUUGAAGUAUCAUCCGGACGUUUGCAAAGGAAGCGAUUGUGGAAUCCAAUUUCAAGAAAUUAACGAAGCAUAUGAUAUAGUAAUGAGUAAUUUAAAGGGUGAAAUGAGUGUAGAAGAAACACAGGAUGAACCGUUAGAUGAGACGAUGAGAGGAAUGGAGGACCCUGAUUGGGACAUGUGGGAGGAAUGGAUGGGUUGGGAAGGAGCGGGUAUUCGUGAUUACUCCUCACACAUUAACCCUUAUAUCUAAUUUUUUUCAAUUCAUCUCCCUAAAGUUAUUUCCUUUCACAUUAUUUCUUCUCGUGUAAGGGAACCUAAAUGUGCAUGUAUAUAUUUAGAAAACAAUUGUAAAUUUUGCUAUAUUCAUUAUGAUAAUAUAUAUACAUGUGUAAUUAUAAUUCCUA